UUCACCGGUCGUCUCUCCACGUGUACCGGAGGUGAGAGAGGAAUGGAAUCCUUAAAACGUUCCAAAACAAGCCGAACCACCCCCACUUUUUUCAUAUCUGAUUUGAUGGCGACCAUCCCUCCCCAAUUCCCCUUCGAGAUCCGCUCUGCUCUACGUCGGGCGGCUUCCUCCACCGUCUACCUCCUCCGCCCAAUCGCCACCGUAACUCCUUCGUUACGUCAUAGCACGUCGAAACUUCUCCGACCGAGAGCCUUCUCUUCCUCGGUUAAGCUCCCAACGAAACCGCCUCUUUGCACCGCCGACGAGCUUCACUACGUCACCGUUCCAAACAGCGAUUGGCGCCUCGCUCUCUGGCGCUACUUCCCUUCCCCUCAGGCUCCAACGAGGAAUCAUCCGCUCUUGCUGUUAUCUGGAGUAGGAACCAAUGCCAUCGGAUAUGAUCUAUCUCCCGGUGUAUGUGUGCCUUCCUUUCUCAUGAUUACUCUUUGGUGCUCUUUUGCAAGACACAUGUCUGGAGAGGGAUACGAGACGUGGAUUCUCGAGGUUCGUGGAGCCGGGCUGAGCACAAGAGUAUCCGAUCUCAAAGAUGUUCAAGAUUCUGCUCACGAGUUGUCUCGUCAGAUAGAGUCUACUGCCAAAGCUGCAGCCAAAGAAGCUAAAGCUACUGAUGUUACAGACAGUGCACCGGAUGUUUCCGUUGUUGGUGAAGCCUCUGCUUCUGCUUGGGACGAGUCAAAGAUCGUGGCGAGGUUAACUGCAACGUUUAUGCGUUUGUCGGAGAGACUUUCUGGUUUUCUCAGCGAAGGUCAGUCAGUGUUCAUGUCUGCUAAGUUGUUUGAUAGAAUUGCUAUGCUUUUAGAAGAUUCUCGGCUGUACGAGCGCUUUCUUGAGAUAAGAUCAAAGCUUUUGAGUUUGAUCGAGUCAAGGCAAAACUCAGGGCUUGGUAACCAAAUCAGGGAGUUGACUCAGCGUCUUGUGAAUCUUCUUGACGAUGGUCAGAGGUCUGUCUCGCCUCAGCUGAUUGAUUUGCAAGAGCGGCUCACUUCGACCAUUGAGGAUUUUCAGAAGCAGCUUGAUUUGAUUGUUAAGUAUGACUGGGAUUUUGAUAACUACUUGGAAGAGGAUGUCCCUGCUGCGAUUGAGUAUGUAAGAGCGCAAUGCAAGCCAAAGGAUGGUAAGCUAUUAGCAAUUGGGCAUUCAAUGGGAGGUAUCUUACUCUAUGCAAUGCUGUCACGUUGUGCUUUUGAGGGACGAGAACCUUGUCUGGCAGCUGUGGCAACUUUGGCUUCAUCGCUAGAUUACACAACUUCAGAUUCUGCCCUCAAAUUGCUCAUACCUCUUGUUGAUCCUGCACAAGCUCUGAGUGUUCCAGUUGUUCCUUUGGGAGCUCUGUUGGCAGCAGCUUAUCCUCUUUCGUCGCGACCUCCAUACGUAUUAUCUUGGCUUAACGAUUUGAUAUCAGCAACAGAUAUGAUGCACCCCGAACAGUUAGAGAAGCUUGUCUUGAAUAACUUCUGUACCAUACCAGCAAAACUUCUUAUUCAGCUGACAACAGCCUUUCGAGCGGGAGGCUUACGCGACCGUAGUGGUAAAUUUUACUACAAGGAUCAUCUUUCCAGGACCAGUGUCCCUGUCUUAGCUCUUGCGGGUGAUCGGGACUUGAUCUGUCCUCCUGCAGCUGUAGAAGACACUGCUAAGCUGUUCCCUGAGAACCUGGUCACUUAUAAGGUACUUGGAGAACCAGACGGACCACAUUAUGCGCACUACGAUUUGGUUGGAGGACGACUGGCGGUGGAGCAAGUCUAUCCUUGCAUAACUGAAUUUCUUAGCCACCAUGAUUCUGCAUAAGUGAAACUUCUCUCUGAUCUUCUGUUCCUGGCGUUCAAUAUGCAUGUAGACGUUGCGCUAAGUUGGUGUCCAACCAGAAGCGCCUGUUAAUAAGGAUGACAUCUCCGAUUAAGACAUGUAUUUAGUAUUUCGGGCAAACUGUACAUUAGCUUGUGAGGCAUUUUUUCACAUUGUACAUUUUCUUUUAGACGGAUUAUCCAUGAGAGUUAUUAUUGUACAGACAUGGGAUUCAAGUGUAUAUUUUCUGUC
Messenger RNA from Brassica oleracea var. oleracea, 2097 nucleotides. RefSeq lists its product as uncharacterized. Bases 43 to 1848 code for a protein of 601 amino acids. The record is from RefSeq and is a predicted model, not a curated record. Lineage: Eukaryota; Viridiplantae; Streptophyta; Magnoliopsida; Brassicales; Brassicaceae. The transcript is spliced from 9 exons.